AAAAAAGUAAUAGAAAACAAAACAAAAAGCAAAAAACCAAAAGGGAAAAGCAAAAAGUGUAUAGCUUUUCUGGAUUUGUUUCAAUUCUUGUGAUCAUUUCUGUAAUGAGAUGAGAUACAACUAUGCAAUUCUUUCUCUGAAUUAGGUGUAGGGUUAGGGUUAAGGUUUCAAUUUCACACGCUCCAAUCACAGGAGAAAACCACCCAGUUCCAAUGCGUAACCGGUGCCACUCUUCCCUCGCAUUCCUCCUCAAAGUCCUCAAUUUCCUCCAGACCUUCAUUGGAAUCUCCAUCAUUUUCUACUCCUUAUGGAUGCUCAAUCAGUGGAACCACCAAAUACCGGUUCCUUCACCUCCGGCGCCGUCGCCGGAUUCUUCUCAAUUUCCUUUCUUGAUGUCGGAUACGGCUAGGGUUCCUGAAGACAAGACCAAUCCCUUGGCUUUCGCCGCUGAUAUGGUUUCUGGGUCCGAUGACAACGGGCUCGUACUCCAGUUCAUCACGCUUCCCGCUCCAUGGUUCAUCUACUCAUUUAUGGGUGUGGGAAUUGUGGUAUGUUGUAUUACUUGCAUCGGUCACAUUGCGGCUGAGGCAAUUAAUGGCUGCUGCCUCUGUUUUUAUACUAUGCUCACAGUUUUACUCAUUUUACUGGAAGCGGGUUUGAUAGCAUUUGUUGCUUUCGAUCAUCAUUGGGAAAAGGAUCUUCCAUUUGACCCAACUGGAGAACUUGAAAACUUUCGUUCUUUCAUUGAAGGCAAUAUUGAUAUUUGUAAGUGGGUUGGCAUAACUGUGGUCUCAAUUCAGGCAUUAUCUUUACUACUAGCAAUGAUCCUGCGAGCCAUGGUUUCUACUCAGAAAACAGAUUAUGACAUUGAGGAUGAUUAUACUGCUGCUGGGAGGAAUCGGGAGCCACUCCUAAACCCACAAGCAAGCCAAACUUCUGGGUCAUCAAAAGGUGAUGGCAAAGGGGCUUAUUUGGAGACCUGGAGCUCACGGAUGAGAGAGAAGUAUGGUUUGAACAGAGGCAAUGUCAAAGUAUAAUAUACUGAAUGAGAAUGCAUCAUCGAACAUGGAAUCCAACUAAUGAAGGUUUGAGAAGGCAUUGUAUCUCACAGGACAAAGGGAGAGAGAGAGAGAGAGAAAAAAAAAACAUGGCUGUAUGUGUUUGUAAAUCCUUCUUUGUAGUCGAGCGUGUUCCAGUGCUCUUCAAUUCUUUUUUCCUUGAGUCUCUGGUCGAAGCUGUGAUGUAUGUAGGUGCAACAUUGUGUUGGUUUCUCUAAACUGGUUCUUGUUGAUCGAGGUCACCCUGAUAGAGUUGUGAUGUUCUUAACUGCCAUUGUAGAAGGAGAGAGCUUGUUAUUUUGUUCUAUCCCAUGAUCUGAUUGUCAUA
This is a messenger RNA of Vitis riparia (riverbank grape), 1386 nucleotides long. Its product is annotated as tetraspanin-18-like. The record is from RefSeq and is a predicted model, not a curated record. Bases 213 to 1037 code for a protein of 274 amino acids. The transcript has 6 exons. NCBI's taxonomy places the organism in Eukaryota, Viridiplantae, Streptophyta, Magnoliopsida, Vitales, Vitaceae.